UGUCAGUUCCAAAGGGUUCACGAGAGGUCACAGAGUCACAGCUCACCACAGGGCCACAGCACAGUUUCUUCCAAGAAUUUGCAAUAAAUGUUGUUGCUCUUGUUUUGGUCAUGAUGCCUCCAUGGACCUCAAUUUGAUAUCAUAACAAAACAGCUGUUUUUCCCUUUCCUUCAUGAAAUGUGAUAACCACCCUGGACCGGUCCAGUAAUUAUUACCAAAACCAACUAUGUUUGCGAGGGUGAUAUCUCAGUCAUUAGUCAGGCCGUUGAUCAAACCGAAUAAUGCCAAGACUCUUGUUUUUGACAGUCGUGGAUUGCUGUCAGCGGUUGAAGCCUGUCAGCCGAGUGAUAGCAGUGUCAUAACCAGGCAUUUUUUUGUGACGCAAAAGCAAAAACUGACUUGUCAAGUUCAAUACCCAAAACUGAUUGUGCAUUUGAGACAUUUUCACUGCUCUUCACAAGUGAACCAGCUUAGGCUUGGUAAAAAAAAUGUUGUUUUCCAGAAGAUUAAAAGUAAUAAAAAUUCUUUCAAGGGUGUGCAGCAUUUGGGAUGGUUUGGUGCUGUAGGAGCUGUGGUAUCUUUUGGAGCUUACUGGUUCUUGGACUCUUUGCAAUUACAUCCCACCGGUGCUUUCAGUUCUGUGGUUCAUGCUGACAGUCGAAACAAAAACAAUUUUAUUGCUGAUGUUGUGGAAAAGGCUGCUCCAGCUGUUGUGUUCUUAGAAAUCAAAGGAAGGCAUCCUCUCACAGGGAAACUUGUGACUCUCUCCAAUGGCUCUGGCUUCGUAGUGAGGAGCAAUGGUAUCAUAUUAACAAAUGCUCAUGUUGUAGCAAACAAGUCUUCAGUGAGUGUCAAGCUACAAGAUGGAAGAGUUUUUGAAGGCCAAGUGACAGCUGUAGAUCCCAUCUCUGAUCUUGCGACCGUCAAGAUUCCUGCGAGCCAUCUCGCCACAAUUCCUCUGGGGAUCUCCUCACAAAUCAGACCAGGAGAAUGGGUGAUAGCCAUGGGGAGCCCAUUAUCUCUGAGCAACACAGUGACCUGUGGCAUAGUCAGCAGUGUUCAGCGAGCCAGUAAGGAGCUGGGCCUUCGAAAUAAAGAUAUGGAUUACAUCCAGACCGACGCUGUCAUCAAUUUUGGAAACUCAGGAGGACCACUGGUGGAUCUGGAGGGACGUGCAAUAGGCAUUAAUACAAUGAAAGUGACCACAGGCAUUUCGUUUGCCAUACCAUCUGAUUAUGCCCAGAAAUUCUUGUCAAAAGCUGAAGCUUUGAUGAAAAGAGGCCAGACAGAAAACGGUUUCCUGAAACGGCGCUUCAUAGGUAUCACCAUGCUCACUUUGACAGAGAGUGUGAUGAGGGAUCUGAAGAACAAUGUCCGAGUGCCAAGCUUCCCGGAUGUUGAUGGUGGUGUCUUCGUGUACAAAGUCAUCCCGGGAUCCCCUGCUCAUAUUGGUGGUGUCUUAGCCGGAGACAUCAUCAUCGAGAUCAGUGGGAGCCGAGUCAAGUCUGCUGCAGAUGUUUAUGACGCAGUUGAGAAGUCAGAGAUUUUGCAAGUUGUGGUCAUCAGAGGUCAGACCAAGAAAGUGAUCCCAAUUAACACCCAAGAAACUAUUUAAGCCGUAAUGGUUCAUUGGUGGACAGGCUACAAGCUCAGAAGUAUGUUCUUAUGCAAAGACUCACAGGUAUUUGAAACACCAUUGCCAUGACUGAUGAAAUUAAAUUAUUUUGCAAAAUUA
Aplysia californica (California sea hare) is the source of this 1735-nucleotide messenger RNA. RefSeq names its product serine protease HTRA2, mitochondrial. NCBI's taxonomy places the organism in Eukaryota, Metazoa, Mollusca, Gastropoda, Aplysiida, Aplysiidae. Gene Ontology annotation, biological process: proteolysis; programmed cell death; positive regulation of apoptotic process. The record is from RefSeq and is a predicted model, not a curated record. Bases 227 to 1615 code for a protein of 462 amino acids. The transcript is spliced from 7 exons. Gene Ontology annotation, molecular function: protein binding; serine-type endopeptidase activity.